This is a messenger RNA of Protopolystoma xenopodis, 510 nucleotides long. The record is from the annotation of a GenBank genome assembly. NCBI's taxonomy places the organism in Eukaryota, Metazoa, Platyhelminthes, Monogenea, Polystomatidea, Polystomatidae.
AUGCACUUUAAUCCAACGUGCUUCCUUGACUUCCUACAGAUCCGUUUCCACUGCAUCGAUCCUCCUGGAUGCCGUAAUCGAACCGAACACCUGUUCCUGGGCCCCGACCCUUCUGAAUCCAGUACCAUUACUUCCACUUCCCUGAUUAGCUGGUCGACCAGGUUUCGACAUCGCUUGUCCGGCUCUUGUUUGGAGCGUUAUGCACAAAUGCCUGUUUUUGCGCGCAAAUAUGCUACUCGCCAAGUAUCUUCUGAUGCGACCUUCGUCCUCCACAGGCCUUUUGAGCAAACCAAGGUUAAAAAGACGAAUCGUACUCGUGUUAGGACUCCGGCACAUGUUUUCAAGCUGGUUGAAUUAAAUCUGGACGACCUGGAGCCGCGAGCCCUUUAUGAGAUGACCAUGUGCAGUUGGAGACCUGAAUCUGCCGUCUGUCUGCCGAUCUCUCGUUCAACGGAAGUCUUUCGUACUGGAAUCUCUGGUUCGCGUGACUUAACUCUACUGUUAAACUGA